AUGGCAGAAGGGGACACACUGAUAUCAGUGGAUUAUGAGGUUUUUGGGAAGGUGCAAGGGGUGUUUUUCCGCAAGUACACUCAGGCUGAGAGUAAAAGGCUGGGAUUAGUAGGCUGGGUCAAGAACACAGACCAGGGCACAGUGCAAGGACAACUGCAAGGUCCCAUCUCUAAAGUGCGUCGUAUGCAGGAAUGGCUUGAGAUAGAAGGAAGUCCCAAAUCACACAUCGACAGAGUAAACUUCCAUAAUGAGAAAGUCAUCUUAAAGUUGGAUUACUCAGAUUUCCAAAUUAUAAAAUAA
Molecule: messenger RNA, 300 nt
Organism: Pipistrellus nathusii (Nathusius's pipistrelle)
Lineage: Eukaryota; Metazoa; Chordata; Mammalia; Chiroptera; Vespertilionidae
Source: the annotation of a GenBank genome assembly